Molecule: messenger RNA, 3070 nt
Organism: Acanthaster planci (crown-of-thorns starfish)
Lineage: Eukaryota; Metazoa; Echinodermata; Asteroidea; Valvatida; Acanthasteridae
Biological process (GO): protein phosphorylation
Molecular function (GO): ATP binding; protein serine/threonine kinase activity
Source: RefSeq, a predicted model, not a curated record
CGGGUGCGUUGACUCCUGAAAUCAAUUGAGCUGAGACAGCCUGUGGGCCGAAUCAUUCGGGGCGCGAAUUAAGUGUGCCCAGGGGUCCCCCCUACACAUUCCUUUAAGUGGACAUCUCCCCAGGGUUUUGUUCCGAAUCCUUUGAUCUUGUUCCGAAAUUGUCAUUAAAGAAGUUCUUAUUCGCCGUUUUGAGAAUUGAGGCCUGUGCGUAUGUUAUUGAGCGAUUUUGAUUUUUGCAUUUUGGCGUUUAUAUCUCUGCUAUUAAACUCCAUGCUUCUUUACAAACCACCGAAUUCAUGUGCCACCAACUUCCUUAAUACGAAUUCGGUUCGCGAAGGCAUUAUUGUGGGGUCGUCGUACUGUCUGUACUACCGCCCUCAUCCAUUUUCCGCGAAGGCUUUAGUGUGUUUUCGUACACAUUCCGGUCUGUUUUUUCCUGUUGGUGAAAAAAAAAAUCUCGGUUGUUCACGUUGUUUCAUAGCUGAGAUACAUUCCAGCGAAGGAUUCAUGUAAACAUUGCCUUUUUCUGUAAUUUGUUUGUGGACGUUUAUGGGCUCUUUCUGUUAUGCCGUGAUCGGCCUCCGUAGAGUUUCUAGCCGGUUACGUGAACAAUUGGUUGCAGCCGUAAAAAUAGCGUCCGGCCCGAAUUUCGCGCCAAUUUCAGCCUAGUAUAAACGUAUGCAUAUAUAUGACAACGUACAGAGUAAGCCGAGUGCACAGCAGGCGGGCUAUACAGUGCUACAUGUACUUGUGCUAGCUACAUGUUUAACUUAGUAAAGAAGUGCGAAAAUGGAAUAGGCCUAUGACCAGAACCAGAAGGUUCAACAAUGUGUCCUAGUGUCCUACAUGUACAUCUUCAUACAGUGCAGCUCGACCAGGAUGGAAACAUCAGUGUGCGACUACAACAUAAUUGACUUAAAAGACAUUUCAUUUGAUGCUGAAAUAAGUACGACUGGAAGCAGAAAUAAAGUGUACCGGGCAACCUGGCAAAAGUCAAGAAAACAAAAAGUUGCUGCAAAAUGCUGCCAGCGCUUCCAUGAGGAAGAAGUGUUGAUUCUGGCAAGAAUGAACCAUGACAAUAUUAUCAAGUUCUUGGGAGUUGUGAAGCCCACUUCAGUACUGGAGAAUUACUUCAUCGUAACAGAAUAUGCGGAGGGAGGUUCUUUGUACGAUGUGAUUAGUCAACAUCGUGAAGACUGGCCAGAGUUUAGGCAGAGUCGUUGGAUGAGAUGGGCCCAGGAUGGGGCUAAGGCUCUACAGUACAUUCAUGAAAAGAAGUACCAACAUGGGGACGUCAAGUCACCCAACUUUCUGGUUACCAGUGAUGAAACAUUGAAGAUCUGUGACUUUGGCAUAUCCAGGCAGUGUGACUACACCGUCAGCACAGUCACAAACAGGGGAUCCUCACCAUGGAUGGCGCCAGAAGCCUUUGGCGAUGUGAUGUAUGAUUCAUCUAGCACAAGAAAACCAUGCAAGGUCACAACAAAAUCAGAUGUUUAUUCCUUUGGUGUUGUGAUGUGGGAACUGAUUUCUGGUGAGGCCCCCUAUUCUAAUAAAAUGCCGAUGCAGAUUCUCACAGCUGUAGUUAUCAACAAAGACCGCUUGGAGAUUCCACAUGAUUCCCCAGAACACCAGCAAAUGAGUGAUCUUCUAAAUAAAUGCUGGCAAGCUGACUACACACAAAGACCAAGUAUCCAAGAAGUCCUUCAAAGCCUCAUUGACAUUGACAAUGGCUGCAAGAAAAUACUGGGGAAGAGAACACCAGAUACUGAGGAAAAUGAUUCCGCACAACCACCAUCAAAGAAGGUAACCACAGGUAUUCUACAGCAGCAACAACCGAUCAUGCCUUUUUCAGUACUACUAAACAAGCAGCACUUAAAGGUUGAGAGUCCAUGGUCAAUGAGGGAGAACACUGAGCUGAUCCCCCUAUCAAAGCUUUGUCGCAUUGCAACCCUUAUCCAGCACCACUGGAAGGUGAUAGCUUGCCAUGUCCAAGAGGAGGAGACGUUGGAAGUGGAUCUCAAAGCCAUCAGAGAGAACCAUGUCAAACCAGCCAAAGAGGCUCUACAGAUGCUGUUUCAGUGGAGGGAAAGAUGGCCCAAUGUGAUGUGCACCUGGGGGAGGUUAUAUAAUGCUCUGUUUGAUUUGAACCUUGAGACGAUAGCUGAGAAAUGCAACCAGGUGCAUAUGACUUACAAGCAUGAAGGGUCCCCCCAGCUACAAGAAAAAGUCAAGUUGUUGAGUGGAGAAGAACCGGCUUUUAUUCCAGUUGGCACUAAUGUACUAGCCAAGUACAGAGGCACUUUCUGUGACGCCAACGUGAUAAACAUCAAGAAGUCAGUGAGGUGCAUGAUCAGCUUCCUCAGUGACUUUGCUGACACAGUGGUUUCUGAUGAUCAUAUCAGGGGGUACCUUAAGGUUGGAGCAGUGGUUGAGGCCAGACAUCCAGUGACAGACGAGUGGAUGGAUGGUAUGAUCACGAAGCUGACUGAUGCCAGUAUGUACACUGUCGUGUAUGACGAUGGAGACGAGAAGACAUUAGGGAGGUCAUCGCUGCGUUUGCAUGACAGGCAACUUAUCAAUGAGCAUGAGAUGGACAGAAAAGAAUUGCCUUUCCUUCCGCGUGGAACUGAAGUCAAAGUCAUGUACAGAGGUGCUCUCUGUGAUGCCAAGGUGGAAACUAUUAAGAAGUCAGUGAAGUGUAAGAUCAACUUCUUUGGUGGCAUCAGUGGCGUACAGGUUUCUGACAAUUUCAUCAAGGGGGACCUCCAGGUUAAAGCAGUGGUGGAGGCCAGACAUCCAGUGACAGAAGACUGGAUGGAUGGUGUGAUCAUGAAGGUGACUGAUGACAGUACAUACACUGUGGUGUUUGAUGAUGGAGACGAGGAGACACUAAAGAGGUCAUCCCUGUUUCUGUGACAAGAACAACUCUUCAGGGGUGUGAGAUUGAGAGGUUGGUUCUGCUGUCCAACUUCUGCUCUCUCAUCAUGCGAGAAGUCAUAAGCAGGAAGAGAAUCAGUAGACAUGGCGUUCAGUUAUUGGGAAGGGACUACAAACAGAAAUAUGAAAU